Messenger RNA from Colletotrichum siamense, 1719 nucleotides. RefSeq lists its product as uncharacterized. The coding region runs from base 1 to 1719 and encodes 572 amino acids. The record is from RefSeq and is a predicted model, not a curated record. The transcript is spliced from 4 exons. Lineage: Eukaryota; Fungi; Ascomycota; Sordariomycetes; Glomerellales; Glomerellaceae.
AUGGUCAGAUUCUCAAAGCAAGCGGACGAAAUCCGCAUUCUCACGGCUAAUGCCAUGUUGGGAUACGGAUACAAGUCCGAUCACUUCUGGUUCGGGAUUCAUGAGUACCGCCCUGAUGCUAUUGUUAUCGACUCUGGCAGCACGGAUGGCGGGCCAUUCAAAUUGGGCAUGGGCCGAAAGACAGUUGCCGAUGAAUCAUACAUCCGCGACCUAACGCCAUACAUCACAGCCUGUGCCCACUAUGGCAUGAAGCUCCUCAUUAGCAGUGCCGGUGGUGACGGCAGCGACAAGCACGUUGCUGAAAUUCUCACCAUCGUCAACAAGAUUAUUGAGGACAACGGCUUCAAGUUCAAAGUUGCCACAAUUGGUGCCGCGGUUCCGAAGGGCCUUAUUCGGCAGAAGCUCAAAGACGGAAAAAUCAGCCCCUGUGGUCCUGUUCCCCCUCUCACCCCCGAGGAUAUUGACUCGGCCGUUGAUGUCGUCGCCCAGAUGGGACCUGAGCCGUUCAUCAAAGCUCUCGAAGAGGAGAAGCCAGACAUCAUUGUAGCAGGCCGCGCAUACGACCCUUCGCCAUUCGCGGCGUUCUGCAUGAACCUCGGUGUUGAGCGAGCCCCUGCGUUCCAUCUGGGGAAGAUUCUCGAGUGCGGCGGCCAGUGUGCUGUUCCUAAAGGUCGCUCGAUGAUUGCUACGAUUCGGAAAGAUUCUUUUGACCUUACGCCCUUGAACCCUAUUGAGAGAUGCACCCCACUCUCAGUAGCAGCACACUCACUCUAUGAAAAGACAAGGCCAGACCAGCUUCCUGGCCCGGGAGGAGUGCUUCAUCUUGAUCAAGCACAGUACAAAGUGCUAGACGAUGGUCGAACGACCCGCUGCUGGGGAUCCCGCUUCGUUCCAACUCCGGCUUAUCAAAUCAAGCUUGAGGGUGUGUCCCUUGUAGGGCAUCGGGCGAUAUUUAUUGGUGGCUUCCGAGACCCCAUACUCGUCUCCCAGCUAGACGACUUCCUCGAGAACCGGGUGCGAAACUACACCCGAGGACUGUUCCCAGAGCUCGAUAAAUCCGACAACUGUCGCCUAAUCUUCCACGUUUAUGGUCGGAAUGCCAUCAUGGGACCUUUGGAGCCGAACUCUGAGCCUGCUCACGAAGUCGGCGUGCUCGGGGAAGUCGUCGCCCCUACAGCAGCGAAGGCCAUGGCUAUUUGCAACAGUGCCCGAGUCUCCUGCCUUCAUCUCUACUACCCUGGCAUUCUUGCGACUACCGGAAAUUUCGCAAGCCCGCUGAGUCCACAUGAGCAAGACGCAGGCGCCGUUUUCAAAUUCAGUCUGUAUCACUUGAUGGAGAUCGACGACCCGACUGACCCAACCAUCUUUCCGAUCAAAUCAUCUACGGCCGGCGCAGGCACGUUUGUGAAGGACGAAAACUUUGGCAAGCAGUUCUUCAACCUCGACAACUUUCUGAACAUCUCCCCGGAAGAGAUCAAGACCAAAUCCGUUCCGACCGGUCCUGCCACAAUGAGAGACGUGGCAAGCGUUGUGCGGUCCAAGAACAGCGGGCCUUUUGAGUUGACGUUUGACAUUAUGUUUGACGAUGAAAAGCACUAUCAGCGUGUCAAGAGGGCCAAUGUUCUCACUAACGAGACCAUCAAGAAGUUAUAUCAAAUACGGGAUGAAGACAUUGUUAUCAACAUGUAUUUCGAUCCGGCGCUGGCAUGGAAGUUGUAG